Molecule: messenger RNA, 483 nt
Organism: Acaromyces ingoldii
Lineage: Eukaryota; Fungi; Basidiomycota; Exobasidiomycetes; Exobasidiales; Cryptobasidiaceae
Exons: 1
Coding region: 159-347 (62 amino acids)
Source: RefSeq, a predicted model, not a curated record
AGAACGGGUGCCGUUGCAUAUCGACAUUCUUAAGCGGAGCCUGAGCGAUCUAAGUCCAUUGACGCCAGCCUUGAUUGGGGUGGGUCAAUUCUUGUUAUCACGUACGUCCUAUGUCGUGACCAAUGACGUCUUCCGACGCAAUCUAGUACGAACCGACUAUGGCCAAUAUCGCUGAUGCUGUGGGAGAAGGAUCAGUCCCGGAGCUCCGAGAAGCGAUAUCUUGCGCCAUCAUGGUCAAGGAAAUGCAACCAAAUUCUUAUCAGGGCAGGGUGGAGAGCGCAUGGAUGCAUCUUAAUCGCCGAAUCAUGGGUAUUAUCACGGAAUGCGACGCCUUUUGUUCGAGGUGAGGAUUUCCGAGAAUUGACACUAAGGCCGCGCUGACUCUUUGCGCACCUUAAUAUGGAUUAGCGAAGAUGUCGCAUGGACUGCACCUGUCGGUCCCAUGUCAGCAGAUUCGAGACCGCUCUCUAUUCCAAAGCCCGA